Messenger RNA from Mesitornis unicolor (brown roatelo), 798 nucleotides. RefSeq lists its product as uncharacterized. Lineage: Eukaryota; Metazoa; Chordata; Aves; Mesitornithiformes; Mesitornithidae. Gene Ontology annotation, biological process: phospholipid biosynthetic process. The transcript is spliced from 7 exons. Gene Ontology annotation, molecular function: phosphotransferase activity, for other substituted phosphate groups. Gene Ontology annotation, cellular component: membrane. The coding region runs from base 1 to 798 and encodes 265 amino acids. The record is from RefSeq and is a predicted model, not a curated record.
AUGAAUGCCAAGAGCCCGCGGGGCAUCGCCGCCACCACCGCAGCCAUGUGGAUGGUGUCACCGCCGGUUGGGAUUUUGCAGUCCACGAAGAAGCUGUUCCUGAGCGAGCGAGCGGGCCGGAGUCGGACGCUGGAGUUCAUCCGGAAAAAUGCUGCCAAUGGGCUUUCCAUGGCCAAUUUGGUGGCAGGGCUCUGCUCCAUCCUCUGCAGCCUCAAUAGGCAACACGAGCGCUCGUGCUGGCUGCUGCUGGUAGGGUUUCUGCUCGAUUUGGCCGAUGGCGCUGUCGCCCGCCAGCUCGACGCCUGCUCGGCGCUGGGUGCCAAACUGGACGAUUUCGCCGACUUCACCACUUUCGGGCUGGCCACGGCUUUGCUGCUGCAGCCGCAGGGCGCCCUGGAUGGGCUCCUGGCCACCGCCUACGUGAUGGCCGUGUUCGCUCGCCUCUGCUUCUUCUCUAGUGGGAUUUCUUUCACCUACCGGGGGCUGCCCUGUCCCUAUGCCUCCUCACUGCUGGCCAGCACCUUCCUGCUGGCGGGGGGCAACGUCACCCUGCUGCAUGUCACUGCUGUCGUCAUGAUCCUCUUCAUGGUCAACCAGAGCUUCUACCCCCACGACAAAGUGCUGGAGUCUCAGCGCUGGAAGAAAGUGGUUUACGCCGGAGGGGUGGUGGUUGUCCUCUUCGUGCCGGGAACAGUGGCUUCCAUCUAUUGCCUCGUCUGGUCACUGACCUACAUCAUCUUCCCCUUCACCAUCUGGAGCUGCAGAGCCUCGACCCAACCUUUGCGUGGUGCCCACUAA